AGAAAUUAUUAAAAAAACAUUUCAAAUAUGGUCUAAAUCUACAAACUAUAAAAUAAGUUAUUCUAAAUAUUCUAAUAAUUAUGCUUCAAAUCAAAAUAAUUUGAAACAUUUAUUACUCGUAUAAGAAAUUGUUAAAUUUUAAUUGAAUUAAGUAUAAUUUAAAAACUCAUAUCAAUUGAGUAGCAGCAACUCCAAAUAAAACCAUUAUGAGCCACACUAAAAUUGCAUAUCGUAUAUUGCCGGGACUUAAAUGGCUUAAGGGCUAUACAGGUCAAGAUGCGGUAUCGGAUUUGAUAGCUGGUAUAACUGUGGGCCUGACAGUGCUGCCUCAAGGUUUAGCUUAUGCCACUUUAGCUGGCCUGGAGCCACAAUAUGGUUUGUAUUCUGCAUUUAUGGGUGGCAUUGUUUAUGCAUUUUUGGGCAGCUGUCGCCAAGUGACAAUAGGUCCUACUGCUCUAUUGGCUUUAAUGACCAGUCGUCAUACAAGUUUUGGUUUAGAUUCUGGUCCCGCAUAUGCCAUAAUGUUGUGUUUAAUAUCGGGUAUUGUGGAGUUAUUAAUGGCUUUGUUAAGAUUGGGCGCUUUGGUGGAUUUGAUUUCGCUGCCCGUUACAGUAGGUUUUACUUCAGCCACAGCUGUUAUUAUAGGAACAUCUCAAUUAAAGGGUCUUUUGGGCCUGCGAGGAGGCUCUGGUUCCGGUUUUCUCAACACUAUGAAAUCAGUUUUUAUGAAUUUAGAUAAAAUACGAGUGGGCGAUUUUACACUGGGCGUAACUGCCAUUACCAUUCUAUUAUUAUUAAGGAAACUAAAAGACUUAAAAAUUUCCAAUGGCCAAACAUUCCUUAAAAGCUUUAUUUGGAUCAUUGCUACAGGUCGCAAUGCUUUAAUCGUUUUAAUUGCCAGCACAAUUGCUUACUACACUUGUGAUAGUAUGGAUACCUGCCCAUUUAUUUUAACGGGCACCGUUAAAUCAGGACUACCAGAUUUUCAAAUACCCAAAUUUGAAACGACAAUAUUAGGUGUAAACGGUACUGUGGUGAAGCAAAACUACAAAGAUAUGUUAGAGGAAUUGGGCCCCUCAAUGAUUGUAUUGCCAAUAAUUGCCGUGCUGGGUAAUGUGGCCAUUUCGAAAGCUUUUGGUGGAGCUGGUCUCUCGCCAACACGAGAACUUGUAGGUCUUUCCCUAAGUAAUAUAUUCGGCUCAUUCUUUUCGUCGAUACCUGUAACCGGAUCAUUUUCUCGCAGUGCUGUGAAUCAUGCCAGUGGUGUGAGGACACCUAUUGGUGGCUUCUAUACUAGUGCUUUGGUGCUAUUGGCUUUGGGCCUAUUGGCACCAUAUUUUCAAUAUAUACCCAAAGCCUCAUUAAGUGCUGUUAUUAUAUCGGCUGUUAUAUUUAUGAUUGAGUUUGAGGUAAUCAAACCUUUGUGGCGUUGUAGCCGCCGUGAGUUAUUACCCGGAGCCAUAACAUUUGUGAUAAGUUUGGCUGUGGGCGUAGAAAUUGGUUUGCUUUUGGGCGUGGGCACCGAUGUAGCAUUUCUGGUAUACAGAGUAGCGCGUCCUGUGCUUGCUGUUGAAAAAUUAAAGACUGCUCAUGGCAUUUCAUAUUUGUUGAUACGACCCAAACACAGUUCUUUGUAUUUUCCAGCUACCGAAUGGGUACGUACAGGCAUAUCAAAGGCCAUAAAUACCCAUGGCUCAGCACCUGUGAUAUUAGAUUGUUCAAAUGUUGAUGAUUUCGAUUUUACUGCUGCUCGUGGAAUUGGUUCGUUAAACAAAGAAUUGUCGAAUAUGCACGUACCUCUGUUUUUACUUAAGGCUUCUAAGGAAAUUUGUGUACUUUUAAAAGAAUCAACUAACGCUGAUAUACCAACGCUAGAACAUGCUGAUGAUUUGGAAACGUUAUUGGAACAAACACCUGAUUAUGAACCCUAUUUGCAAGUACUGGUACCACUUGUAAAUAACCAGAUGACAACUGCAGAACAAUUGGAACACAACAAAAAGAACUAAGGAAUCUAGGUUAAACAAUUUCAGACGUACAUUGAAAAUAUAUGAAAUUAAAAUAUUUAUACACUUUUACAUUUCUCCGUAAUUUCAACAAAUACCUAGAUGUCUACGGUGUAACAUAGCAAGCAGAUAAAUUUACUUAAAAGGUAACUUGACAUUAAUUUCAGUUCAAUGUCUACGGGUAAAAAUUACCAAAUAUUUGUACUCCAUAAGCAACUAAGCUCUAUUUGUGGAAAUUACGGGCAUUAGCUAUACAAAAUGCUGUUUUAAGUAUUUGUCUAUAAUCAAACGACUAACAUAAAUAUUUAUACAUACAUACAUACCUAUACUUAUUAGAAUAAUUGAUGUAAAACUAGACCCCACUAUAAUAUUAAAAU
Molecule: messenger RNA, 2380 nt
Organism: Calliphora vicina (urban bluebottle blowfly)
Lineage: Eukaryota; Metazoa; Arthropoda; Insecta; Diptera; Calliphoridae
Product: sodium-independent sulfate anion transporter
Exons: 10
Coding region: 207-2006 (599 amino acids)
Biological process (GO): transmembrane transport
Cellular component (GO): plasma membrane
Molecular function (GO): sulfate transmembrane transporter activity
Source: RefSeq, a predicted model, not a curated record